This is a messenger RNA of Osmia bicornis bicornis, 4095 nucleotides long. It is a transcript of the gene dsb, whose product is annotated as scavenger receptor class B member 1. The coding region runs from base 1483 to 3210 and encodes 575 amino acids. Gene Ontology annotation, molecular function: scavenger receptor activity. The transcript is spliced from 10 exons. NCBI's taxonomy places the organism in Eukaryota, Metazoa, Arthropoda, Insecta, Hymenoptera, Megachilidae. The record is from RefSeq and is a predicted model, not a curated record. Gene Ontology annotation, cellular component: membrane; cytoplasm.
UGGACAGUCCUCAACACGUACGUUUUACCUGGUGUCCCUACCACCACUUUCUUUGGUCAGUUGGUGGGUACCGUGUUCUCGUUACCGUGGUCCACGCUGCACCGCUGUUCCACUAUCUCCUCAUUCACUUCGCGAUUCGACAAGAUCGAAGAACACGCGGAUACCUGAACUCACCUUCAAUUCUUCAGUAAACGGUCCGCUCGGCCGUAACCCUUAUUCGUUAGUGCGCGGACUUCGAUCAACACCAUUUUAAGUAAUCCAACAUUCUACAGAAUUUUGCAAUGCGAAAGUGACAAACUUACUUCGUAAAACAUCCAUACGAGACACUAGUGGCCAUUGUUUCAUUUUACUUAAAUUAUUUAUAAAAAUAGUGUACGAGGGUAUAAGUCAGGAAAAGUAGGAAGAUAAUGAAAUUUCCAGAAAGUUACAAAUUUUUGUAGAAAAAUUGAAAAUUUUUAUAUUGAAAAAUUCAUUUUUACCUAGAAGAUACAUUUUUACUUGGAUAACUUUUUUUUUCUUUUGAAUUAAUGGUUCACCCUAUUAGGUGAUAAGGAUCAUUCAUAAUUGUAUACUGUAUAGAAUUUAAAAAAGUAGGAAAAAUCUAGGGGUUAAAUAUAAAGCAAGUAGUGCGGUGAUUACCGGUUGACGAAGAACCUGACAGCUGACAGUAACGUGAUAAUCUCAGUUGGAACACGAAGAGGACGUGGAACCGUUGAAGAGGAAAGACCACCGUGGGAUAUUGUGAUUAAGGAAAACGAGGAUCGUAGUUCGAAUAAAGUAUCACUCAAGAAAACUUAGUGCGUGUAGCACCUUGGUGAUAGAGAAACUUGCCUGGCAUGCUUUUCUUUCUUCUAUCCACUCACCUCCACGAAACUGUUUGUGUUACAUAAAGACGGAUUUUACUGGCCAGUUAAUGAACCCGGUUGUGCGAGCAUGUAGGGGACGUCUGUCGGCGAUCUUACGAAACGACAGCCAGGACAUUUCAAUUCAGCGCACGGAGUUCGAAUGAAAAUUUUCGAAGGCCAUCGAGCUUAAGAACAAAAAAGAAAAAAAAUAGCAAUUUCAUUCCGGAACAUAUAACGUCUCUAUAAUACAGUUCUCUUACACUAAGAGGCAAGAAGCGAAGCGAAAAAUUCAGGGAAUCAGAGGGCCAAAAUUAAUUAUUGAAAAUUGAAAACAAAAACAAUGACUAUUAAGAAUAUAUCAACGUCAAAUCGCUUGCAUCCCCAAAAACAAUGCUGGGAGAAGUGACGUGAGAUAAAUACUUUCCAAACGUAACACAUCGUAAAUUAACUAUAACAAUAAUUCUACGGUGAGGUGACGACAAACAGAGCACGAAACGUCCAAUUAACAAUCUAAUUAAUUAUCCUGCUAGAUAUUAAUCUCGCAGAGGUAAAGAUUAUAACACAGAAACCCCGUUGUAAAAGGAUUGAAGAAAAGGAUUUUUGAAAAAGAUUGAAAAAGUUGAAAAAAGAAUUCAAGAUGAAGUUCAUAGGGUCGUUGUUUGGGAUCAGAUCCCCCAAGAAGAUGGGCAAGGAGUAUAUGAAAGUGGGAAGAAAUGCUCUUUUCGGGGUGAAGACGAGUCAACACGAUGGACUGUGCACGGACAGGGUUCCUAGACCUUUGUCCUUUCUUAUUUCGAAAAAUGGGAAACUUAAACAUGGUAGACUAUCAGCAAUAUUUAUAGGAAUCUUAACCCUCGUGAUCGGCAUUAUUUUAAGCAGUAUACCUUGGGUUGACUACGUUAUUUUAAAGCAACUACGAUUAUGGAACGGUUCUCUUUCUUUUCAAUACUGGCAAAAGCCUGGUGUUGUUCGACUGACCAAAGUGUACAUAUUCAACGUAACUAAUCCGGAAAACUUCUUGCAAUAUAACGAGAAACCAAAAUUGCAAGAGGUCGGUCCUUUCGUUUAUAGGGAGGAUAUGGAGAAAGUAAAUAUCGUUUUCCAUAACAAUGGUACCGUAAGUUAUCAACACAAGAAAAUAUUAAAUUUUAUGCCGGAAAUGUCUAAAGACGAAAACCUUAAAGUAAUAGUACCAAACAUUCCAUUACUAACUCUGUCAACACAAAGUAAAAGUCUACCUCGAUUUUUAACUGUAGGAUUAUCCGUGUUUUUGAGCGGAAUGCAUAUGAAAUCGUUUGUUCCUGUAACUGCUCAAGAACUUGUUUUCGGAUACGAUGAUCCGCUAGUUAGUAUUGCUCAUCGAUUUUUCCCGAAAACAAGACGUCCUAUGAGUCGGAUGGGGCUACUUCUCGGGAGGAAUGGUACACUAAAUGAAGUAUCAACUAUUUAUACCGGACAUACUGACAUGAAGGAAUUUGGAUUAAUUAAUCGUUUAAAUGGAUUAGAUCAUUUGCCAUAUUGGCCAAAUGCGCCAUGUAAUUCUAUUCGAGCUUCUGAAGGAUCAUUUUUUCCACCCCGGGAAAAGACUGGUGCUGAUAUCGUUCAUAUAUGGGACAAAGAUAUUUGCCGCACGCUACCUCUAAAAUAUCGAGGUCCAACUGAGAAAUCGGGAAUUAAGGCCGAUUUGUAUACACCAUCAGAUGUUGUAUUCGGACGUCCGAACGAAACUACCCCCGAAAAUGAAUGCUUUUGUUCGGACGAUAUGUCCACUUGCCCUUCGAAUGGGCUACAAAAUAUUAGUCCUUGCCAGUACAGCGCACCAGUCUAUCUUUCUUUCCCUCAUUUCUAUAAAGCGGACCCUAAAUUAUUAGAUGCAGUUCAUGGAUUAAAACCAGAUCAUGAUACACAUGGGACGUAUUUUAAAAUACAACCGAAACUAGGAGUACCACUAGAAGGGAAGGUCCGUGUACAAUUGAACUUAAAGGUUGAACGUCAGCCACAUAUUGGUGUCGUAUCAAAUUUUCCUGACAUCGUGUUCCCUAUCAUGUGGAUCGAAGAAGGUAUCGAAGAAUUAACACCUUCAAUCCGCAGAUGGGUUUAUUUAGCAACCACGUUCAGCGACGUUGCUGUGCCUUGUACCUCGUAUGGCUUAAUUCUAGUCGGUAUGAUAAUCAUAACUACCGUUUUCGUGAAGGCUUAUAACAACGCGGUAUUCACACACGAAGCAAUCGAGUUAGGUAAACGGACUAUCAGAAGAAGUUCCACGUUAUUAGUGAAUGGACAACACAAACUGUUAAUGACACGAGAAUCGUACGUUUUGCUUAAUAGUGAUAAUAUGGAAAAACCGAACAGGAUAGAGGUUUAGUUAGUAAGAAUUUCGUGCCCGAUACGCGUUUAAGUUUGUAUAUACACCCGGUCAGUUCCAAAGGUAAUGAGCUACUGAAGUUGUUGAGAGCCGAUUUCGCGCUUACAAAGAGUAAGAUGCGCGCGCACCCUGAAAGAUGCGUGCGCAUCCUGGCACUACCGCAAGUGCUAAUGUUCUUAUUUUCAAAUCAGGAGGCUGAGGUGCUACUAUAAUUUUCUUUGCACCUAAAAAUUCGUUAAGAAAUACUGCAUAAUACAUUAAUAAAGUUUAUAGAUAAUAGUAACCCAUUUUAAGUUCCAUAGCAAACAAUCUCAUUACUUUUGAAACAUACCGCGUAGUUAUUUAGGCGAUUAAAAAUCGCCUCGCAAAGCGUGUAAUCGUUUGAUCAGUGUACACCAAAGUUUUCUUUCCAAUUAUAUAAAGAGGACGUUGAUGCAUAUGAAUCGCAAUAAAACUUGCUUGACAAACAUUUGUAAGAAUAUUCACGGUUACUUAAUCGUUUCUGUGUCUGUGAUUUUGUCUGUUUAUAUUAAGAUGCUUCUAAUAUGAAACAGAUCGUGCCUAAACAAACGGAAACAAAGGAAAACAUACCGGUAUAAACGAUUUACCCCUUCUGUGGGCAACCAGGCAUUCACGUAGCGUGUGUUAGGUUUUUAUGUAAAUGAUUGCCAAGCAAAAUAUUAAAUAGUCGGUACUUUAGAUAGAAUACAAAGUUUAUUUACAAUUUAUUCUAGUUUCUGAACCUUCGAUAAAAAAAGAACUACGAACCUUAAACUGCCUAUGAUCGAAUCUCCAUAAUGAUUAAAUAUGAAUGGAACAUAUCCAAAUUUCAAAUUUUGAAAAUUGAAAAAUAUGUGUUAAAUUUAAAUAUAGUUUUCAUAUUCA